ACCAGCUCUGAACAGAUCAUGAAGACAGGGGCCCUUUUACUUCAGGGUUUCAUCCAGGACCGAGCAAAGCGGAUGGGAGGGGCGACUCCCGAGCUGGCCCUGGAGCGGGUGCCCCAGGAUCCAUCCACUAAGAAGCUGAGCGAGUGUCUCAAGCGCAUCGGGGACGAACUGGACAGUAACUUAGAGCUGCAGAGGAUGAUUUCAGCUGUGGACACACACUCCCCCCGUGAAGUCUUUUUCCGAGUUGCAGCUGAGAUGUUUUCUGAUGGCAACUUCAACUGGGGCCGGGUUGUCGCCCUUUUCUACUUUGCCAGCAAGCUGGUGCUCAAGGCCCUGUGCACCAAGGUGCCCGAGCUGAUCAGGACCAUCAUGGACUGGACACUGGACUUCCUUCGUGAGCGGCUGCUGGGUUGGAUCCAAGACCAGGGUGGUUGGGAUGGCCUCCUCUCCUACUUUGGGACCCCCACGUGGCAGACAGUGACCAUCUUCGUGGCCGGCGUGCUCACUGCCUCGCUCACCAUCUGGAAGAAAAUGGGCUGAAGCCCCGGUGGCCUUGGACUGUGUCUUUUCUGCAUAAAUUAUGACAUUUUUCCAGGAGGGGUGGGGAUGGGGGGGGACACGGGUAUUUUUCUUACUUUUGUAAUUAUUGGGGGAGGGGGGUUGGUCUCGGGGAGGGGGCAAUAAACCUCCUUUGGGCCACA
Messenger RNA from Trichechus manatus latirostris (Florida manatee), 701 nucleotides. RefSeq names its product BCL2 associated X, apoptosis regulator (gene BAX). Bases 19 to 540 code for a protein of 173 amino acids. The transcript is spliced from 5 exons. The record is from RefSeq and is a predicted model, not a curated record. Gene Ontology annotation, cellular component: mitochondrial outer membrane. Gene Ontology annotation, molecular function: protein homodimerization activity; protein heterodimerization activity; channel activity. Gene Ontology annotation, biological process: intrinsic apoptotic signaling pathway in response to DNA damage; release of cytochrome c from mitochondria; positive regulation of apoptotic process. NCBI's taxonomy places the organism in Eukaryota, Metazoa, Chordata, Mammalia, Sirenia, Trichechidae.